GAAGAAAGAAAGAAGAGAAAGAAAAAAUAAUAAUAAUAUUUACAUAUUGCAUACACAUAUAUGUACCAGCUAUUGCUGGAAAAAACAUCGGCGAUACAUCGAUGUUUUCAAAACAUCGGAAACAUCGAGAUUUUAAAACAUCGAUGUUCGAUGUUUCCGCUUAACCCAUCACUACUUUGCAUGGAAAGAUCUUGGUAAGCUUUACAAAAAUUUUUUAUUUAUCAAUUCAAUAAAAUUAACUUAAAUAUAUGAUCAGAUUUAACAGAUUGUGUUUAAUAUUGGUGUUGGCGGCAUUUGGGAUGGAGAAGAUAUUGAAAGAGCAGAACAGCAAUGUAGUUGCCGGGAAAGACGAACAAAACGACGCCGCCGAGGGUAUGCUCCCAAAUAAGAGGAAAAAAUAUGGGACAUCUUCUGUUUGGAAUUAUUUUGACAAAUCGGAUGAUGGCAAGACAGCCAAAUGUAUUAAAUGUGGCAAAACUUAUCAAACAAGUGGGAAUACGACCAACUUGUCUUGCCACAUAAAGAGGAUACAUCCUAAUUUAACAGUAAAUGAUUUGCCACAAAGGCAACAGCCGUCAAUUCUGUCAUUCACUGAGAAAAAAUAUGAAACAUCGUCUAACCGAAAAAAAACACUGGACAGUGCCUUAUGCUCCUACAUUACCUCAGACUUGCGCCCUUUUUCAGUGGUGGAAAAUAAAGGCUUCAGAAAUUUCGUAAGCCACCUUGAUCCAAGGUAUGCAUUGCUUUCACGAACCACAUUGAGAAACCUUUCGAUGGCAAAUGCAUACGCAGAAAAGAAGGCCAAGUUGUUCAAACUUUUAAAAAUCGUAAAGCACUGUGCAAUUACUUCCGAUUGCUGGACGUCAAGAGCAAACGAGUGCUAUGUUACUGUGACGUGCCACUUCGUGACAGCGGACUUCGAAUUGCGCAACGCUGUUUUGGCCACUGAGAAGCUCAUAGACGAAACGACCCACUCUUCGGAAAACAUAGCAAACUCCAUACGCGCAGUGCUCGAGGAAUGGAGUGUGUUAGGAAAGGUCACUGCUAUGGUCACAGACAACGCCAAAAAUAUGAUAAAGGCAUCAAUAAAUUUGACAGUGCAGGACUGUUUGGCAUCUGAAAACGUCAAAGUCAUUUUAGAAAAGUGUAAGCGCAUUGUUGCCUUUUGUAAAAGUAGCACAAUUGCCUAUGCCAAAUUUAGAGAGGCGCAGGAUUGCGAACGCCCAUAUAGUUUGAAGCAAGAGUGUCCAACCAGGUGGAACAGCGCCUUUUACAUGGUGGAACGAAUCUUGAUUACGAAGGUUGCUAUCGCAAGCGUUUUACACGCCCAAGGGGUUAAUGCCGCUAACCUCGGAUGAAAUAUCCAUUCUGGAGGACUUGAAGGCAUUACUUUCACCGUUUGAGCAUGCAACGGUGCACACAUCCUCAAGUACGUCUGUGACAGUGUCAUCAGUGAUUCCUGUUGUUUGCGGUAUAUUACACAACCUGUCAGCCCUGAAAUCGAAACUCCAGACAAAGGUGGGUCGAGAUGUAUGCGAUGACUUGCUUCAAGGGGUCAAUAAAAGAUUGGUCCCCUAUGAAUCUCGUACUGUGACACGAAUGACCACAAUAUUAGACCCUCGCUUUAAGAAGGAGGGGUUUUGGAACCCAUUUAAUUCCUCUCAAGGAGUUAAAUCUUUAGAGGAGGAGCUGUCGCACAUCUAUGCUCAAACAAAAUCAUCUACAUCUUCAAACCCGCCAACACCAGAACCCACAGCAGAGUCCAACCUGUUAUUCAGUUUCUUACAGGCCAACAAAAAUCAAAAAAUUCAAAGCGAUCGCGUGGAUUCUAUACUAGCUCUACGCCAUUAUUUGAAUGGUACUAAUUUGGAGCCUGCACAAAACCCAUUAGAUUAUUGGAAGGUACAAAAAAUAAUAAUUUAGAUGGUAACCAACUUAAUCCAAUUUCUUCUUUUAACAGAUAUCAAAUGACACCGCAUUCAAAACAUGCGUUUUAAAGUACUUCUGCGUUCCGGCCACUUCCACUGAAAGUGAACGAAUGUUUAGCAAGGCAGGACUGGUUGUGAGCGAAAAGCGGAGCUCGCUAAAAGCCAAAAAUGUUAAUGUUAUUUUAUUUUUAAACAAAAAUGACUGGAUAAAUUAAUUUAAGUUAUGU
Drosophila santomea is the source of this 2155-nucleotide messenger RNA. RefSeq names its product E3 SUMO-protein ligase ZBED1-like. The record is from RefSeq and is a predicted model, not a curated record. The coding region runs from base 249 to 1358 and encodes 369 amino acids. The transcript has 2 exons. NCBI's taxonomy places the organism in Eukaryota, Metazoa, Arthropoda, Insecta, Diptera, Drosophilidae. Gene Ontology annotation, molecular function: DNA binding.